AUGGACGUUGAAGUGCCUGUGGCUUCGGAUGCAGAGGCUAUGCGUGAAGCUCUUUCUGAGCUAGCCGAGGAUGAGUCGAGGCAAGACCGAGCUGUGGAGGAGGCUCAGGGUUCUCCUUUGCCUCCCCCGGCCAAUGGGGACGCUGCUUCGUCUGAGGCUCCAGCGAGGAUUGUGAGCGAGGCGGCCCCCAGUGGUCGUGUUUUCACGCGUGGUUGUCCUGCGUGCGAGUCUGGCAUGAAUGCUCCUGGCAUUCGUCACAAUGCUGAUUGCAAGCGAAGAAACCAACAUCUCAGUGUUAGAUUUUCUGUUUCUGGGGAGCCCGAUGAUGACGAAGCUUCAUCCAGGCGUCUGCCUGAAAAUCUUGAAGGAGCUGCUGCUCCUGAGUCUGAGGGCAUUGGGGCUCUUGAUGAGGACACUGAGAUGCCGUUUGCCGAUCCAGUGUUGACUGGAAGUGAAGGCGGAGGCAGCCUAGAGGCUGAAGAAGUGCUUCGUGGAAGCAGUGCUGUGAAACGCUCCUCUGAAGUCCCGUUGGAAGAUCUGGAGCGUGAGAUCAGGCAGGACCAAGAAAGGGUUGCUUCAGUUAUGGUUACCUUCCACAAUUGCGAAACAGGGAAUGAUGUUCACAUGCCUCUUGCGAGUUUUGUUGAGCAGGCGUUCCAGGUUUCCAAUUAUGUCCCUUUGCUUUCAGGGCUUGUGGAUUCGGUUCAGUUCGCCCCGAACUCUACGAGUGUUGUUUUGCCGUUUGGGAAAAGGUCGCAUUUGAGACUUUGGAAGCCUAGUUCCGCUGUUGAUGACUCUACCUUGGGUGAGCUUUCAGGAGAUCAGGUCAUGGAAGGCAUGGUCAAAGAAGUCAACAAUUUGAGUCACAUGGAAACUGGGGAUCUGUUGACUGCUUCAGAACUUCAGAGUCUUGAGAAGAGGUUCCCAGGUACCUUGAAGGUCAUCCCUAGUCGUUGGGUCACGACGCAGAAAACACCAACUACAGUGCGAGCUAGGAUUGUCAUCAAGGAUAUUGCUGGCAAGAACUCAGAGUCUGCAAGGGCUUUGGGCAUCUCGAGUCCUACUCCUAGUGCCGAUGCUUUGUUCACGGUUCUUGGGGUUGCAGGUUGCAGAGAUUGCGUGAUUGCAGGUGCUGAUGUAUCUCACGCUUUCAUGGCUACGCCUUUGAGAGAAAGGGAUGUGGUGAUGAGGUUUCCUCUGUCAGUGUCUUCGGUUUCAGGGGAUCCUUUGUAUCUUCACCUCAACAAAGCCCUCAAUGGGCUACGCAAGGCUUCGCAAGAAUGGAUCUACUUCGUAGGGGAGACUGUGAAGGUUUUGGGGCUUCAAAGUUGCAGCUUAGAGCCGUGUCUGUUUUCAGGCAUGCUUGAGUCAGGUCCCUGUUUGCUGUUGGUCUAUGUGGAUGAUUUUCUGUGCAUUGCGCCAACAAAGGAGGAUGCAGAUCACAUCUUUGAGGUGAUUGAGAAGAAAGUUGAACUCAAGAGAACCGGGUUGAUCAAUUCUUCCAAGGAUGGCGGUGGCACUUUGCGGUUUAUUGGUAGGGUUAUCUCCAGGAGAAAGGGGGAGUCCUCUAUCACAGUGUCUUUGCCAGAAGAUUAUUUGGAUGAGACCUUCAAGGCUUAUGGUCUUUCGGGAAAAGGUUCCUCAAGUCCUCCAGAUGUUGCGGUUCAUGUUGAGAAGCAAGAUGGGGUUCCAUUGUCUCCUGAGGCGUAUGCCAGGUUCAGGUCUGCGUUGGGGAAAGUAGCUUGGAUGACGCAGACUCGUCAGGACUUGCGUGCUUAUGUGUCAAUUUUGGCAACGCAGCAAGCCACACCCACGAAUCAUACUGAGCAUGGUCUCCGAGCCUUGCUUCGAUUUCUGAAGAACGACAUGUGCGUGGUUGUGCGGUUGCCUGCUGCGAGUGAUGUGUUGGCUCCCUCGCAACACUACCAAGGAAAGAGGCACCUUGUGUGUUUCUCUGACGCAUCGCAUGCGCCUUUGAGGUGCACGAAGCGCCGUGGCAUCAGUGGAGGAGUGUUGACACUUGAUGGCUGCGUGAUAAAGACUUUGUGUCGUCACCAACAGCUUGUGUCGCUGUCGUCUAUGGAGUCAGAGCUGUUUGCGUUGCAGUCGGUUGCUCAAGAAAUGUCGAGUCUUGGAAAGUUCAUGGCAAGGGUCUUCAUGUCGUUUCGAGAAAGCGAGGAAGUUGAAUUGCCUGGGAUACUUUACAGUGACUCAGAAAGCGCUUUGAAGCUUCUUCGCAAUUUGGACACACCCAGACAAAGCAGACAUCUUGAGAUAAGAGUCGAGUGGCUUAAAGCUCGUGUCGCAGCGGGUUCUUUGGUCCUUGCGUUUAAGAAGGGAAUCGAAAAUCCGUCAGACCUCUUGACUAAAUGUUUGGGGUCCUCGGCUUUCGGGAUACAUCGCGAAGCGUUGGGCUUUGAGUCGCUGUCGGGACCACUUGCGUCUUUGUGCAAUCAUGAGAAGAGAUUGGUGAUGGUUGAAGUGUGCUGUCGACCGCAGUCGAGUGUUCAAGGUGCAUGUCGCAGAGUCGGGAUGAGUUACGUUGGCGUGACUGAGAACAUGCAGAGUGACAGCGUGUUCAAAGAGGUGCGUCGAUAUCUUCUGAACUUUGCGUGUGACUGCGUGUUUGUGCAUGUGUCCACGCCUUGCUCUUCUGGAUCUUACUUGCGUCGGUUCUCUGGCGGGAGCUCGUCGAAGUCGGAUUGGGAAUGGUUUGAGGUGUUUCCUUGUGUGUUGAAGUACUUGAAGCUUGGGAAGCACUCGAGCUUUGAGCUGCCAUGGAACAAUGAGAUUUGGCAACAUGACUUGUGCCAGAAGGUGCUGAAGAAGGCAGGCCACACGUUCGAUGUGCGAACUCGUGCUGCCAUGGUUCUCACGACCGAUGAGCGCAGGGAGCUGCGCCGUUUGCUGGAUAAGAUGGAUUCUGCAGAUGGCUUGGCUUCGACUGCCAAUACUUCUAUGACCGAUGGGACCAAGCGUCUCAGAGAUGUGGGUGGAUAUCCAGAGGAUGGGUCUACUGCAUCAGGAUCUGCUUGCGGUGCCCAGCUGCCGAUUUCAAAGGGAAGCGCAAAGGGUGCUGUGAGCACUCCCAAGUGUUAUGAAGACCUCGUCGAUGCAUUCGAGGGGGAAGAGUUUGGGGAUAGCGACAAUGUGAUUGUCGUGAGCUAUGCAGGUACUGAGGUCACCUCGGUGCCACUUCCAAGUAAUCUAUCUAUGGAGGAUUGGGGUCGGACAAUCUGCGAUCUGCCAAAGGUCCAGAAGAAUAAGAUGUGGUUUAAGAAGUCCUAUGCGACCUUGGUCAAGCUUGCCAAGGAGGAUAGCGACCUUGCAAGCUACCUCAAUUGGAUCAAGGAGAAAUUUGGUCGCAAUUAUGAUCCGACGACCUCCUCCAGUCAGUCCUCGGACCUUGCGGGGUAUUUGAUGAGGAUUGGUUUUUCAAAGCAGAAGGGAUUCCAGCGCAAGUUGGCGGAGGAGUAA
This is a messenger RNA of Symbiodinium sp. CCMP2592, 3477 nucleotides long. The record is from the annotation of a GenBank genome assembly. Lineage: Eukaryota; Dinophyceae; Suessiales; Symbiodiniaceae.